Molecule: messenger RNA, 2016 nt
Organism: Drosophila obscura
Lineage: Eukaryota; Metazoa; Arthropoda; Insecta; Diptera; Drosophilidae
Product: oocyte zinc finger protein XlCOF7.2
Exons: 1
Coding region: 110-1858 (582 amino acids)
Biological process (GO): regulation of transcription by RNA polymerase II
Molecular function (GO): RNA polymerase II cis-regulatory region sequence-specific DNA binding; DNA-binding transcription factor activity
Source: RefSeq, a predicted model, not a curated record
AUCGGCGCGGUCACGCUAAUUCACAUUUCGUAGUCGUCAAUUUCCCGUGUAAAUUGUAAAUAAUAUAGAAUUUCGGGAAACGAAUCAACCGAAAUUCGUACCGUAUCAGAUGAAUCUGGAUAUGUCUGAGAUAAUUGAGUUUGUGCUGCCUCCAAGCGACUAUCCCAGUGAGGACAAUGUCAUUUCUGUGGGAAAUGUGGGUGCCGUCAACGAGGACGCUACCUAUGUUGUUUUGGACGGCCUGAGCAAUGAAUACGAUGAGGAUUUUCUCAUCGUCAACGAGGAGCUCCACGAAGAUGAGAUGCAGUUGGAGGAGCCCGAUCUUGACCAGCAGCUGGACAACGAUCAGCAGCAGCAGCAGCUCUUGCCGCACGAGCAGUAUGUGGUGACGGAGCUGGCGUCCGAAAUGGAUGAGAUGGUCGAAGAAGACGACGACAAUGAGUUCGAGCAGUACUACAAACAACCGGCUGUUUUCGAAGGGACAGAGGAGCCCGAGGCGGAGACAGAGCCGGAGCUGGAGCCAGAACCAGAGCUGGACCAAGACUCUUCUCUGGACCCCGAGCCCGAGCACGAGCCCGAUCUGGAGUUUGUGCCCUCGCCAGUGCCAGUCAAGAAAUUCAAAGCCAACCCGCAAAGUCUCAUACGCACCUACAACACCUUCCUCGACGAGGAAGAGCCCGCACAGUAUGUGGAGCCCAGCAAAAAAUUGCUGGACGUGUUCAAGGGACCUCGCCGCUAUCUGCUAUUUGACGACCUCUUGGCCACAAUAGUCGACUUCGAUGAGAACACCACACCGAUUGUGGAGUUUUCAAUGACCACCGCUUUGCUGGACGACAAGCUUCCCGUCGAGUGCGGCAUAUGUCCAGAUGUGAUGCACAAGUCCAAGCUGUCCAAGCAUCAAAAAUUGCAUCUGGUACCUGGAACCAAUCGUUAUUCUUGCAUCUACUGUGCGGAAACGUAUCGUGAUUGUAAAUACCUGGCCGGUCAUGCCCGCCGACACAUGGGCAUACGUCCGUACGUCUGUCACGUAUGCAAAUUGUAUUUCUCUACCAAGCAGGAUCUGCGUGUACACAACCAGCGACGGCACCAGAAGAAGGAGCACGUCUGCGAGCUGUGCGGCAAAACGUUUGCCCAGAACACGCAGCUCAAGCGCCAUCGGGAGGCUACGCACGAGAAGAAGCGUCGUUUCCAGUGCCAGAGCUGCCAGAAGGCCUACUACAAGAAUUUCUCACUGCAGGAGCAUAUACGCAACGUGCACAUGGGCAAGCGUCGAAUGCUGAAGUGUCCCUUCUGUGGUAUGCAGUGUCGCGACGCGCACAAGAUGGCUCGCCAUCGCAAGGAGAUGCACCUAAACCAGGACUCGUUCGUGUGUCACCUGUGCCAGGAGGAGUUUACCGACAUCAACUAUUUCGAUGCGCACAAGCGUUCCAUUCAGUGCCGCACCAAUACAAAACGUUUUGUCAAGGAAGUACAUCCGGGGGCGUCCGGCUCCGGCGACACAAGUGGACUGGCUGAGAACGAUGAGGACGCAAUGGGGGGCAUGGAGGACGAGUUCGAUGAGGAUGCUGGUCUGCUGUUCGAAGAGACGAAUCCCGAUGACCCCGAUGGAGGUGAAUAUGCCAGUGGUACCUAUUUCCAAGAGGUUGAUCCGCGCUAUGUCCAGAUAUCCGACUACGAUGGGCAGAUGGUGGAGGGUGUUGUGCUGCACGAAGAGGAGCCAGAAGAAGAGUCUUUCAACGAGCAAAAAUACUAUGCCACAAUGCAACAGAAAAGCCAGCCAGAGCAUUCCGUUGAACAGGAAGUGAACACCGAUGAGCUGAUUUAUGAAAUCACUCUGAAGACUGAGGAUGAUAAUUAGGAAGGUGGUGUAGACGGCCUAAUACACCCCUAUCCACACACUCCCCCCCCACCAUCCCACUCACACACAUGUUUUCCGCACAUUUGGGCAGUAUGUAAAUAGAUUAAAAUUGAACAUACAUAAAUAGGUGCAUAGCCUAUCAAUCAAAAACAAAACAA